Molecule: messenger RNA, 3309 nt
Organism: Conger conger (European conger)
Lineage: Eukaryota; Metazoa; Chordata; Actinopteri; Anguilliformes; Congridae
Exons: 12
Coding region: 1-3309 (1102 amino acids)
Molecular function (GO): protein binding; zinc ion binding
Source: RefSeq, a predicted model, not a curated record
AUGGCUGAAGGUGGCAUUUUGCUGGAUCAGGACCAGUUCAGCUGUUCGAUCUGUCUGGAUCUGCUGAAGAAUCCGGUGGCUAUUCCCUGUGGACACAGUUACUGUAUGGGCUGUAUUAAUGGCUGCUGGGAUCAGGAUGAUCAUACUGGUGUCUAUAGCUGUCCCCAGUGCAGAGAGACCUUCACCCCAAGGCCUGUUCUGGGCAGAAACACCAUGCUGGCUGAAGUGGUGGAGAAACUGAAGAAGACAGGACUCCAAGCUGCUCCUCCUGCUCACUGUUACGCUGGACCUGGAGACGUGGCGUGUGAUGUCUGCACUGGGAGAAAGUACAAAGCCGUCAAGUCCUGCCUGGUGUGUCUGGCCUCUUACUGUGAAACUCACCUCAAACUUCACAAUGAGCUUCACCCAGGAAACACACACAAUGUCAUCCAUGCUUCUGGACGCCUGCAGGACAAUAUUUGCCGUCAGCAUAAAAAACUGCUGGAGGUUUAUUGUCGUACCGAUCAGCAGUGUAUCUGUCUGCUGUGUGUGAUGGAUGAGCACAGAGGCCAUGAUACAGUCUCAGCUGCAGCAGAAAGGACUGAGAAACAGAAGCAGCUGGGGGCGACACAGAGUAAAUUCCAGCAGAGAAUCCAGGAGAGAGAGAAGGAGCUGCAGGAUCUGAGACAGGCUGUGCAGUCACUCAAGCGCUCUGCACAGGCAGCAGUGGAGGACAGUGAGAGGAUCUUUACUGAGAUGAUCCGCUCCAUUGAGAGAAGGUGCUCUGAGGUGAAAGAGCUGAUCAGACAUCAGGAGAAGGCUGAAGUGAGUCGGGCUGAAGGACUCCUGGAGCGACUGGAGCAGGAGAUUGCUGAGCUGAGGAGGAGAGACGCUGAGCUGGAGCAGCUUUCACACACAGAGGAUCACAUCCAUUUCCUCCAGAGCUGUCAGUCUGUCUGUGCCCCUCCUGGACCUGGAGACUUACCCAGCAUCACUGUCAGUCCACACAUCUCUUUUGAGGCUGUGAGGAAAUCUGUCUCUGAGCUGAAAGAGCGACUGGAGGACGUCUGCAAGGGGGAACUGCUCAAAGUUUCAGAAUCAGUGAAAGAAGUCCAUACUGUAGAGCUCAGGACCAGAGAGGAUUUCUUACAGUAUUCCUGUGAGCUCACACUGGCCCCAAACACCUUGCACAGAAAGCUCCGUCUGUCUGAGGGGAACAAAGAGAUAGCCAAUGUGAAAGAGAUCCAGUCAUAUCCUGACCAUCCAGAGAGAUUUGAUUACAGAGCCCAGGCGCUGUGCAGCGAGGGUCUGUCUGGACGCUGUUACUGGGAGGCUGAGUGGAGUGGAGAUGGGGUUGAUAUUGCAGUGUCGUAUAAAGAGAUCAGCAGGAAAGGGUCAAGCAAUGUCUGUGUUCUGGGAAAAAAUGAGAAGUCCUGGAGUUUAUACUGCUCUUCCUCCAGUUAUUUUUUCUACCACAAUAACAGGAUCACUGAAAUCCCUGUUCCCUCCUCCUCCAGAAUAGGAGUGUACCUGGAUCACAGGGCAGGAACUCUGUCCUUCUACAGUGUCUCUGACAAAAUGACCCUCCUGCACAGAGUCCAGACCGCAUUCACUCAGCCCCUCUACCCUGGGGUUAGGGUUUAUGCUGUCGGAUCUUCUGUGAAACUUAAAAUGGCUGAAGGUGGCAUUUUACUGGAUCAGGACGAGUUGAGCUGUUCGAUCUGUCUGGAUCAACUGAAGGAUCCGGUGACUAUUCCCUGUGGACACAGUUACUGUAUGGGCUGUAUUAAGGUUUACUGGGAUCAGUAUGAUCAUCCUGGUGUCUACAGCUGUCCCCAAUGCAGACAGACCUUCACCCCAAGACCUGUUUUAAGAAAAAACACCAUGCUGGCUGAAGUGGUGGAGAAACUGAAGAAGACAGGACUCCAAGCUGCUCCUCCUGCUCACUGUUACACUGGACCUGGAGACGUGGCGUGUGAUGUCUGCACUGGGAGAAAGCGCAAAGCCAUCAAGUCCUGUCUGGUGUGUCUGGCCUCUUACUGUGAAACUCACCUCAAACUUCACAAUGAGCUUCACCCAGGAAACACACAUAAUGUCUUCAAUGCUACUGGACACCUGCAGGACAAUAUUUGCCAUCAACAUAAAAAACUGUUGGAGAUUUACUGUCGUACUGAUCAGCAGUGUAUCUGUUAUCUGUGUACAAUGGAUGAACACAGAGGUCAUGAUACAGUCUCAGCUCCAGCAGCAAGGACUGAGAUACAGGAGCAGCUGGAGGAGACACAGAGAAUAUUCAAGCAGAGAAUCCAGGAGAGAGAGAAGGAGCUGCAGGAUCUGAGACAGGCUGUGCAGUCACUCAAGAGCUCUGCCCAGGCAGCAGUGGAGGACAGUGAGAGGAUCUUUACUGAGAUGAUCCGCUCCAUUGAGAGAAGGUGCUCUGAGGUGAAAGAGCUGAUCAGACAUCAGGAGAAGGCUGAAGUGAGUCGGGCUGAAGGACUCCUGGAGCGACUGGAGCAGGAGAUUGCUGAGUUGAGGAGGAGAGACGCUGAGCUGGAGCAGCUUUCACACACAGAGGAUCACAUCCAUUUCCUCCAGAGCUGUCAGUCUCUCUGUGCCCCUCCUGGACCCGGAGAAUUACCCAGCAUCACUGUCAGUCCACACGUCUCUUUUGUGGCUGUGAGGAAAUGUGUCUUUGAGCUGAAAGAGCGACUGGAGGACGUCUGCAAGGGGGAACUGCUCAAAAUUUCUGAAUCAGUGAAACAAGUCCAUACUGUAGAGCCCAGGACCAGAGAGGAUUUCUUACAGUAUGCCUGUCAGCUCACACUGGACCCCAACACAGCGCAUAAACAGCUCCGUCUGUCUGAGGGGAAGAGAGAGGUGACCCGUGUGAGAGAGAACCAGUCAUAUCCUUAUCAUCCAGAGAGAUUUGACUCCUGGAAGCAGGUGCUGUGCAGAGAGGGUCUGUCUGGAUGCUGUUACUGGGAUGCUGAGUGGAGUGGAGAUAAAGGGGUUUCUAUAGCAGUGUCAUAUAAAGACAUCAGCAGGAAAGGAGAGGAUGAUGCCGCUGCUCUGGGAUAUAAUAACAAGUCCUGGGCUUUGCGCUGCUCUCCCUCCAGUUACUUUUUCUGGCACAAUAAUGAGGACACUGAAAUCCCUGUUCCCUCCUCCUCCAGAAUAGGAGUGUACCUGGAUCACAGGGCAGGAACUCUGUCCUUCUACAGCGUCUCUGACACAAUGACCCUCCUGCACAGAGUCCAGACCACAUUCACUCAGCCCCUCUACCCUGGGUUUGGCCUUAAUCUUGAAUCUUCUGUGAAACUGUGUGAUCUGUGA